Amoebophrya sp. A120 is the source of this 1946-nucleotide messenger RNA. The record is from the annotation of a GenBank genome assembly. Lineage: Eukaryota; Dinophyceae; Syndiniales; Amoebophryaceae.
AGGCGGAGCCGGAGAGCGUGUUCGAGAACCCCUUCUUUUCCCUGCAGAGUCUGAUCAAGGCCAGGACGGACCACCUACAGAAGCGGGAAGCGGAGGAGGCGAUCAAAAAUCCUGCCGAAGCCUACACGAAAGUGCUUUUCGCGGGAGCGGUAUCCUGUGCAAAAGUAUCGUACGCGUAGUAAUCGCAAUCAUGCAUUACAAAUCUCCAUCCCAAGGCAAAACAGCAUGACAAAUUUCAUUUGUCAUGCUGAGCUAACUUGUAUUGCAAUUACUACUAGUACGAUACUUUUGCACUGCAUAAGCGGCCCGGCACAGCAACAAUAUCCCGAAGGUGCACAUUGACGGCGAGCGCGAGGCGAUCGUAAACCAACUGGUGGGUCAGGGCAGCGCACAGCUGGAGCGGAUAGAAGUCAACCACAUAUCCUGUGCAAAAGUAUCCUAGACUAGUGGAAAUCGCAUGACAAAUUUCGUCAGCAUGAAAAACAGAAUUUACACAUCUAGAAGAAAGACGCUUGUGAUGCAUGACUGCGAUGAUCUCUUUUACGGCGAUGCUUUUGCAAUGCAUACCAGAAAGGCAACAGCAAGAGCUCGAACCAGCCCACUCCGAAGAAAAUAAACAGUAUGCAAGAAGAAACGUGCCGUGUUAAGUACAGGAAAUCUUCUGUAUAGUAACUAGCUAAACGCAAUGCAUGCUACUACAAAUAAGCUAAUACACGUGUCAUGCCGGCCCCGGCCAGCAAUUGCUGGACGAGUGGCACAACAACCCUGGGUCAUUUCAUAGGUCGUGAUUUCAUCACACCGAUUCGGAUACUAGCCGUGCUUGAUGGCAGACUUUCUCUGUCAUGCAGAGCAUGUCUGAUGUCAUGCUAACAGGCUAUGGCUAGGACUAGGAGUAGGAAAUGAAGCAAUCUGCACAAUACAUCGCAGAGUUUUUUUCUUGCAUAAACGGCAAGAGCAGCGUGAAAAGUUCUAACCUGAAUAACGUGGCGCAGCACAGUUACAGUAAGGAGUCGGGCAAAGUGGAGAUGCAGUUGAAACUGGAGCACAUUUCGCCGGACCUUGCAGACGAGAUGCAAAUUGACGCGGUGAAUAAAAUGAACAAACAGGCGGAGCAGGCGGCGAAGUGAGAACUUUGUGUACUUAGUACCUACAAAGAACAAACAGCGAACUUCAUCUCGUGUCAGCUUUCACGACUUCCCGAGCGUGUGAAGGUGUAGUGUUGGUGAGCUUUUGUUUAUUUCACUUUUCAGCAGUAGAGCUUCCUUCAGGAUGUGAAAGUUACUACAGGCUGUAAAAUUUGUUCUCCUGGUUGUACAAGUGUAGUUCCUCUUCCUGUACUGUGACUUUCAUCAUGUUGACAUAAGUGUCGAGAGCUUGAUCUUUACCUUUGCCCUGUGAGGUCGCGGUUGACACGAGAUGCGAGAAACUACGCGCCAAAAUGAGUGUUUGAAGGAGCAACCACGGCAACCGCGGCCAAAGAUUCGCCGAUAUUUCGAGCGAGACCGCUUAACACAACUUUUUCUCCAACUCUGAUAUAGUACCAGUGCAGAAAUAGAAUACUUUAUUGAAAAUAAGCUAUCAGUUUUUAUAUCAACGAAAACGAGCAGGAAUCACGGGAAUCGGGAUGGGGAUAGUGACUCAGGGGACCACGACCCGGAGUGUAUGUCGCGAAAAUUAGAAGAUGAUACAGUUACAGUAAAGCCUUAGCCGAAUUCAGACAAAGUAAAAGUACGCUUAACAGCAGUAAGAAAGGAAGUAAAAAUCGAACGGAAAGAUAGAACAACAAGGGCUGGACCAAGAAGAAGCCCGAACUACCAAGGUAGUUGUUGAGCUGGUAUUUUUCUUCAAUAAAAAAUGGUUGCUGACCACGUGAAAUUUAUGACUCCUGGGGCAGGGAUGAAGAUUAUUUUCAUCUCUCAGUGCUGUGCGACUACGCCAGGUGCAAU